This is a messenger RNA of Rhodamnia argentea, 1683 nucleotides long. RefSeq names its product squalene synthase 2. The transcript has 14 exons. Gene Ontology annotation, cellular component: endoplasmic reticulum membrane. Bases 276 to 1517 code for a protein of 413 amino acids. Gene Ontology annotation, molecular function: squalene synthase [NAD(P)H] activity. The record is from RefSeq and is a predicted model, not a curated record. Lineage: Eukaryota; Viridiplantae; Streptophyta; Magnoliopsida; Myrtales; Myrtaceae. Gene Ontology annotation, biological process: lipid biosynthetic process; farnesyl diphosphate metabolic process.
UUUUCGGAGAAAUGACGACAAUCUCUUCUUUCUUGUCCGCAAUCGAAACUCCCCACAUUUGGUUUUGACUCCCUAUCUGUAUUUUCGGCCAUCUACAUUUGUUUAAUUCCAACCGCGGAGACGCCGCGUUGGACCACUCGGGUUUCGAUCGCCUCUACAAAAAGCCUCCCCCACCACAUUUUAUUUGUUCUCCACCCCAAGAUUCAAUCUCUAUCUUCUUGGGAUCUCACAGGUCACAGAGAGAGAGAGAGAGAGAGAGAGAGAGAGAGAGAGAGAUGGGGACUUUGGGAGCCAUUCUGAAGCAUCCGGACGAUUUCUACCCCCUGCUGAAGCUGAAGAUCGCGGCGAGGAAUGCCGAGAAGCAGAUCCCUUCGCCGCCCCACUGGGCGUUCUGCUACUCCAUGCUCCACAAGGUCUCCCGGAGCUUCGGCCUCGUCAUCCAGCAGCUCGGCACCGAGCUUCGCGACGCGGUGUGCAUAUUCUACUUGGUCCUGCGAGCACUUGAUACAGUUGAGGAUGACACAAGCAUACCUACUGAUGUCAAAGUGCCUAUCCUGACAGCUUUUCAUCAGCAUGUGUAUGAUAAAGAGUGGCAUUUUUCAUGUGGUACAAAGGAGUACAAGGUUCUAAUGGACCAAUUUCAUCAUGUGUCAACAGCUUUCCUGGAGCUGGGGAAAGGGUACCAAGAGGCAAUUGAUGACAUUACUAAAAGAAUGGGAGCAGGAAUGGCAAAAUUUAUUUGCAAAGAGGUGGAAACAGUUGAUGAUUACGAUGAAUAUUGCCACUAUGUGGCAGGACUUGUUGGUUUAGGUCUUUCAAAGCUUUUCCAUGCUUCUGGAGCUGAAGAUAUGGCAUCAGAUUCUCUAUCCAAUUCAAUGGGCUUGUUUCUUCAGAAAACAAACAUUAUUCGAGAUUAUUUGGAGGAUAUUAAUGAGAUUCCAAAGUCACGCAUGUUUUGGCCUCGUCAGAUUUGGAGUAAAUAUGUAAACAAACUUGAGGACUUGAAGAAUGAGGAGAACUCAGUGAAGGCAGUGCAAUGUUUGAAUGACAUGGUCACAAAUGCCUUGACACAUGUUGAAGACUGUUUGACAUACAUGGCUGCUUUAAGGGAUCCUGCCAUAUUCCGGUUUUGUGCUAUUCCUCAGAUAAUGGCAAUUGGAACAUUAGCUUUAUGCUACAACAACAUUGAAGUUUUCAGAGGCGUAGUAAAGAUGAGGCGAGGUCUUACUGCUAAAGUUAUUGAUCGCACAAAAACAAUGGCUGAUGUUUAUGGUGCUUUCUAUGAUUUUUCUUGUAUGCUGAAAUCCAAGGUUGACAAGAACGAUCCUAAUGCUACAAAAACAUUAAGCAGAAUUGAGGCUUCGCAGAAGGCUUGCAGAGAUUCUGGCCUCCUAACCAGAAGGAAGUCUUACAUCCUUGCAAGCGAACCCAGAUACAGCUCCGUCCUGGUCUUGGUUUUGCUUGUUAUACUGGCGAUAAUUUUGGCUCAACUCUCUGCAAGCAGAACAAGCAACUAAGGGAUGUGCUUUGUGGGAACACUAGCAAAUCAUAGAGAUGGGAAGAUGCAGAUGCAUGUAUUGAGGAGUUAUCAUAUCUUGUACUUUGCUCUUUGUGAAAAAUAGAGAAUUUACCUUGUUCUUGUUCUUCAAGGAAAUGGAAAUAAACACAUCCUUUUUCUGAAAA